Molecule: messenger RNA, 1506 nt
Organism: Sorex fumeus (smoky shrew)
Lineage: Eukaryota; Metazoa; Chordata; Mammalia; Eulipotyphla; Soricidae
Gene: ANKRD34C
Product: ankyrin repeat domain 34C
Molecular function (GO): protein binding
Source: RefSeq, a predicted model, not a curated record
AUGAUGGACGAGGACAUGGAGCUGAGGACGGAUGGGAACUCUCUCCUGAAGGCUGUGUGGCUGGGGCGGCUCUGGCUGACCCGGUUGCUCCUGGAAGGGGGUGUCUACAUCAAUGAGAGCAACGAGCGAGGCGAGACAGCACUCAUGGUGGCCUGCGGCACACAGCAUGCAGCCCCACAGAGCAGCAGCAAGCCCAGGAUGGUGAGGUAGCUGCUGGAGCAGCAGGUCGACCCCAACAUCCAGGACAAGUGUGGCAGGACAGCGCUCAUGCAUGCCUGCAUGCGGGGGGCCGGGAGUGAGGUGGUCUCCCUGCUGCUGGAGAAUGGGGCUGAUCCCAGCCUGGAGGACCACACGGGAGCCUCAGCGCUGGUCCAUGCCAUCAACACUGGCAACGAGGACGCGCUGCGCCACCUCCUAGAUGCCUGCAAGGUCCAGGGGAAGGAGGUGAUUAUCAUAACCACAAACACGGGCACCAAGACCACCAGGCAGUACCUCCACACACCUCCUCCACCCAAGGGGGAAAUGUGGCAGACGCCCCUGCUCUGCACUUCGCCCUCAGACAUUGAGAGGGAUGCCCACAGCCCCAGCUCCCCGCCUAUGGACAAGGAGCACUUCUUUGGCCUCCAAACGGGGUCCCUGGGGCCGGACCUUCCUCCCACAGCUCUGCAGGAGCCCGAAUCACCCUCCAGGAAAGUUGGGAACCUCCAAAGGGCCCGCUUGCCACAGCUGAAGAGGCUGCAGUCAGAGCCCUGGGGCCUGCUGGCACUGUCAGUGCUGGCAGCCUCCAGGCACCAGGACAAGCCCCACGGCACCUGUACAGGCAUCAGUGAGGCACCCUUCCCCAAAUGGGGUCCACUGUCCAGAACCAACAAUGUGGACGGCAAGGACUCCAUGCUCUUCCACUCAGUCCCAGAGCAAGGCCCCAAGAUCCCUAUGGCCUGGAGGGUGCCCCACGACAAAGGCCAGGUUCCCCAUACACUCCUGGCUCGGAGAGGUGCCGUCCCUGAAGAUCAGGAGAAGGGCAGUCUGGACCCUACAGUGACACCCCAGCCUCCAGAAGAUGACCACUAUGGCAAAGAUGUGUCGCCCAGCACCAGCAUCCUGGAGCCCAGCACAGUCUCCUCAGACAGGAAGAGGCUCACCAGCUCCCACCUGUCACUGUUCCAUAGCUCCCGGGGCGUGAACACUACGGCCAGCUUGUCCCCCAGUGCCACUCACCACCACCCACCACCCCUUCUGGAACGACAGGGCUCUGGCACUCUGUUCCCUCAGACCCGGCCUGGCUUCCUGCCGCCACUCACCGCCCACCUGAGUCCGUCCAUCAGGGACGUCUGGCCCAGCAGCACACCGGCCUCCCCAGUAGUCGGAGGCCUAAAUGCCAAGGGCCCCACCGUGCCAAGCUCCCCAGGGACACUGGAGCUGAGAAGCAAAAAGGCACUUCUACGCAGACACUCAAUGCAGACCGAGCAGAUGCGACAGCUGUCUGGGUCCCACGUGCUGACCUAG